GGGGGUGGCCACGACCUGUAGAUAUCGUGGUAGCGUAAGGCUUCUGCAUGGAUGAGUCGAGAUGAGGCUAGUUCGAGAGGCACGCGGCUGACUGUACCACCACCUGUACUGUAUCCAGUUGAACGAGUGAAAGAUCCAACUCAAGUCCUCCCACAUGAAGCUUUCGUCGCGUGACGCAACGUUCCUCAAUGACUCGGCGCAUUCGUACUCGUCUUGACAACUCAACCGAAACUGCUGCGCCAUGCCAGAGGCCGCAAGACUCGGAGAUUAUCCUGACGAGACACGCCGAGCCACGGCAGUCGCCUCCCUCCCGCCGGAGCAGCUCAGUGCCGCGCAUUGCAUGCCCCGAGCCCCGGCAUGAGGCCGCUCCAUGUGGAUCCCGAGAUGAGAUUGUCAUGAAACAGGUUGACCGGUCCUGGGAUGGAAUUCCAGUAGCUUGGGACGGAGUUGGCUGGGCUGGGCGUUGUCGAGGCGCAGGUGUCGGGACGUGGGCGGGUGACGUCGAAGGCGGCGUGGAGCACAGCCACAGGCCCAGGGCCAGGACGUCAGUUGGUUUAGAUUGCGGGUUCCUGGCAGGGCGAGGAGGAGGAGCUCCCUCCAGAGGGCCUCCCGUUGGUGGGGCUGAGGGAGUGAAAUGCAGAGGCGUGUGGCGGACGACUGUGGCGCUGUGCUGGGCUCAACGGUUCACGUACUCCGGACUAUUGGGCAUGAGAGAUGGCGAAUUGCGGUGGGACUACUAUUGAAGGUGGCUUAUACAGUCAAGCUAUUAUGCAUGCUUGGGGAUGUUUGGCAAGGGUAACAGAAAAUUGAAGCUGUGUCCAG
Molecule: messenger RNA, 822 nt
Organism: Ilyonectria robusta
Lineage: Eukaryota; Fungi; Ascomycota; Sordariomycetes; Hypocreales; Nectriaceae
Exons: 1
Coding region: 189-743 (184 amino acids)
Source: RefSeq, a predicted model, not a curated record